AGCAAGCUAUAACAACUCAAUUGAACAAUCUAAUUUUCUUGUAAAAAAAUGGAGUUCUCUUCAUUGAACACCAAAACUCAUAACCAUGCUCGUUCAAAUAGUUUACCUUCUAAGCCACACCCUAUAAUUCUACAAUGCAAUGAACAUUUAUCAAAAUUAGGGGGUGCUAAUAGUAACCAUGAUGCAAUUUCCUCUUUAACUCUCAUCCACAAACUAGACAUCCUUCAAGAUUUGCAUAUAUGCAUUGAGAAAUUGGUUCAACUACCUCUAACACAAGAAGCACUUGUAAAACAAAGCCAAGAGAAAUGGGUUGAUGAGUUUUUGGAAGGUUCCUUAAGGCUUCUAGACACAUGCACGGCGACGAAAGACGCGUUACUUCACAUGAAAGAGUGCGCUCGCGAGCUACAAUCGAUCAUAAGACGAAAGAGAGGAGGUGAAUUAGAGGUUACAAUAGAGGUCAAGAAGUUUUUGACCUCAAGGAAAGUGGUGAGAAAGGCUAUAUUCAAAGCCUUGGAAAAUUUGAAAGGUAAUACACAUAAAUGUAUUUUAUCUAUUAACAACAACAAAGAUUAUCAAACUUUGGCAACAAUUAGUUUGUUGAAAGAGGUUGAAAUGAUAACUUUCUCUAUAUUUGAGUCAUUGUUGAAUUUUAUGUGUGGAACACAAACAAAGAGAACUAGUUGGUCUUUGGUUUCAAAGCUAAUGAAUAGCAAAAGGGUUUCAAAUUCAUCAUCACAAAGUGAAGAUGAGAAUGAGUUUGCAAAAGUGGAUAAUGCUUUGGAGUUAUUUGCUUUUAACAUUGGAAGCAAGUUAAGUGAUGUUGAAAAUUUGCAAAAGAAGUUGGUGAAUUUAGGAUCAUGCAUACAAGACUUUGAAGAAGGACUUGAAUCGUUGUUUAGGCGUUUGAUUAAAAUAAGAGUUGCACUUCUUAAUAUCCUUAAUCACUAGUUGAAUAAUGAACCAGAUGCAUAGGAAUUUUGGAAAAUAUAGCAUCUUGUUUGUAUGAUACAAUUGUAGAUAAUGUGGUAUGUACAUGUUAUUUUGGUGGUAAAAGUUCAUGAAAUGAGAUGAAAAUAUAAGAUGUAAAUAUUUUAUUUUAAAGUUUUGACCAUUUUGCAUCAAUUUUUAACACUAUCGGUCUAAAUUUUUUAACACGUAACAAUAAUUAUUAAUUAUAAUAACUAAUAAGUACCCAAACACAUCCACUUUGAGAAUGAAAAAUAUCUAAGUUUCUUUUCUUUUCUUUUUUUUUACAAAGG
Messenger RNA from Vicia villosa (hairy vetch), 1259 nucleotides. RefSeq lists its product as uncharacterized. Lineage: Eukaryota; Viridiplantae; Streptophyta; Magnoliopsida; Fabales; Fabaceae. The record is from RefSeq and is a predicted model, not a curated record. The transcript has a single exon. Gene Ontology annotation, biological process: shoot system development; root development. The coding region runs from base 49 to 948 and encodes 299 amino acids.